CCCCUGGGCGGCCCGUGGCGGCGGCGGGGCCCGGCCCGGCCCCACGUGAGGCGGCCCCGCCGCCAUGGAGCUGCCCGCCGUCAGCCUGAAGGCCAUCAUUCUGGUACACUGGCUGCUCACAGUGUGGGGAUGCAUGAAUUACAUGUUUCCAGCCUCCUAUGCCUGGGGAAAUUUCAGUGUCCUUGCGGUGGGGAUCUGGGCCAUUGUGCAGCGAGAUUCCCUUGAUGCCAUCGUGAUGUUCCUGACUGGCCUGCUGCUCACGGUCCUCACAGACAUCAUUCACAUCUCUGUCUUCUACCCUCCAAACAACCAUCUCACUGAUGCGAAGCGUUUCAGUAUAGGCAUGGCCAUCUUCAGCCUCCUCCUCAAACCUGUGUCCUGCUGUUUGGUGUAUCGAAUGUAUCGGGAGCGUGGAGGAGAGUACACCUUUAACAUAGGUGUCACCUGUGCAGGCCAGGAUCGCAGCACCUAUGAGCCAAUUGAUCAGCAGGAUGCCCCUCCACAGUGGCCUGACUCAAGCAAGACAGCUCAGCAGCCGUACUGAGGCCCCCUCUGCAACAGGGAAUGGAUGCUUCCCUUGCCCAGUCUAGCCUUCUGCUCUUCCCAUGUCUGUUCUACGGAGCAAGACCUGCUACAGAGCAAACAGAAGAGGAUCUGACUUUUCAUUUCUUUUGCCUCCCUGAAGGAUAGGCAGAUGGGUUGCUGCAGUAAGUUCAGAAGAUCUCAAGAGAUGUCAUGUUAAACACUGUGACUCUGUAAUCCCCGCACUCUCCUCCCUCCCGCUCUGUAUACGUGAGUGGAUGCACCUUCUGCAGUCUUCCAAGCCUUGUGUCAUGCAUCCUCUCUAUUGCAAGGAAACCACUCAAAAUAUUCUCAGACAAGCUAUCUUUGAAAGGCUUAUGGACUGCCCUUAAACAAUGGUUUAGCCUGCUUUUAUGCAGAUAUAUUUCCAGGAAACAUCUGGGAGUUCCUGUGUGCUGUUUUUGAUGGUGUUAUUUAACUAAGAUUUAUGACUGUAACUCUCUAUGCUAGCUGUAGUGGUUUGCACAAAGCUGGGGUUGGUAUAAAGAUGCUCUUACUGGGCCAGGGAGCUGCUUGUGCUCCCAGUAUCUAGUCUUGGGUUUUAUUCACUGAUGUUUUUAUGCAAGUUGAAUGUCCUUCGGGACACUUAAAAUGGCUGAGGGAUGUAGGUUAUAGAUAUCCUGUGCCUUGAAAUGUCCUUUUGCCUUCAGCUGAAACGUUCUUAACUAUCUUAACAGAACUUGAAAUACUACAUUUUUCUAAGAAAAAAAUAUAAAAGGAACACAGUUUUUCUGUGUUAGAAAAACUUCUACUGGUCACCUGUCUUAUUUGAAAAUGUAGGUAUUCCUGAGGGUUUGGGACUGGCAGGCAGUCUGGGAGAGUUGUUAUGGGGGAAGGUCUACAUCUAAGCUUUACUCAGACAAGUAGAGCGUGCUGCUUGUAAAUAUGUGGGUGGGAAGGUGAGCUAGUAAAACGAAGAUUGAGGAAAGGAAAAGAUGGGUUUAUUUACACCGCAGUGGUGAUCUCCAUGAGGUGUGACAAACUAUAAAGUCUAAUCUUACGCACAGUAAAUCUGCCCUGCUGUGGCUUUCAGGUAAAAUUAAAAAAAAAAAAAGAAAUUUAAACAAGAUUCUUCUUCAGAAGUAAAAGAGUAUGACAGCUUUGGCAGAAUGGAAAUACUAGUGCUAGAAAGAACUGUGUUUUUCUGAAGGAGUUUAAUUUUCAAAGUUUACAUCUGUUAUUCUACAAUUGCAUUUUUCUUGACAAGACCUGCUGCUGCAUUGAUUCUGCAGUGACCAAGAGCCCUGUUAACUUUGCUCUAACCUCUAGAACCAUGCCAUUUGUAUUUUUAAAACCAAGCAGUUUUCUCCCAAGUCUGAUCACUUUAAACACAAACUUGAUGCUUCCCCCACUGUGCUGCACAAGCACUACAGUGACCUGCUGCUGUACCUGGACUAUCAUCAUUUAUGCUUGGACCAAACACAUGGUAAAUGCCAUACAAGUGCAACAGUCUGGUUUGCUU
This is a messenger RNA of Falco peregrinus (peregrine falcon), 2044 nucleotides long. RefSeq names its product angiotensin II receptor associated protein (gene AGTRAP). Gene Ontology annotation, cellular component: plasma membrane. Gene Ontology annotation, biological process: angiotensin-activated signaling pathway; regulation of blood pressure. The coding region runs from base 65 to 544 and encodes 159 amino acids. The transcript has 5 exons. Lineage: Eukaryota; Metazoa; Chordata; Aves; Falconiformes; Falconidae. The record is from RefSeq and is a predicted model, not a curated record.